AGAAGGGGAAGAGUUAGAGAGAGAAAGUGGGCAGUAGGGCGAUGAAGGAAGGGAGAGAAAGUGUGUGAAUUAGCUUCGAGGAGGGGAAAUAUAAAUGGAAAAACAGAGCCUUUUCUACUGGGCUUUUGUUAUCUCCUUUUCUCCCCCUGCAGGAAGGCUUGAAGAAAGUUUUCUCUUUUAGAAAGAAAUACAUACAUAUAUAUAGGCAUGGAUGUACUUGCCAUCUCUCUCUUCAGUAGCAGCUGAGAACUCGUUCUCUCACUAGAAAUCAAUUAAAGUUUGGUGCUUUAAAGACCCUCUGUCUGAUCCACUGUGAGAGCAGAGAGAUUGCUAUAGGCUGGGAAUGGAAAUACCCUGAAAAAGGAAGAUCCAUCAAUUCCUUGCGAUGGUGGCGGUUGUUUCUGAUCUUUUUCAGCAAUGGGUCCUUCCCUCUGUUUCUAGGCUUUUGACUCUGUUUCCUUCUGUUUUGGAAUGGAACUUUUUUUGUUCUGGGAAUUGUUCUCCUGUUGAUUUUGUGAUGAGAUAGCACAGUCUGGUAUAAGAGUUCAAACUGCAGUUCAAUGAGAGUGUUUCACUAACAUUUGGCUGUGCGGACCCUGUUUCGUGUUAAACAAAUGAUUUCCCAGCUGGAGCUACCCUAAAGGAGGCUUGUGCUCUGCAUGUUAAAGGAACAUUGAGAGUUGCUUUCAAGCCGAACUGUUCUUGAAGUUUUUCCGCGUCAGUAAUUACUGUUUACCGAGCAGUAAGUUAUUACUAGCCUGUUGGACGUCAUUUACCUGAGCAGUUGAUUUGUUUAUAAUCUCCGAAGAUGAUCAGCAUUGUGGCAACAUUCUCAAAUUUCUGUGUGAUUCUGGGUGACUGAAGAAUAUUGCCAUUUCAGCACUGGAAAUACAUUUGUUAUAUGCGGCUAUGUAAUUUUAUUGUCCUUGACAAGUGUUACAAGGUGCUUCUGUUAUUUGAAGACUUGAUUAACUAUCAACCAUAGUGCUGAAUUCCGAUCUAUUCAACCUGUUUGACAACAACAUGGACACUGAAAUUCACAUAUCUAAUCAUCGGCCAAGCAUUGCCCAGCGCUUGCUUCCUGCUAUUGUGCCUGUGCUGUUGGUUGCAGUAGGAUAUGUUGAUCCUGGGAAAUGGGCUGCAGUUGUUGAAGCAGGAGCUCAUUUUGGGUCUGAUUUGGCUCUACUAAUGUUUGUUUUCAAUUUAGCUGCUAUACUAUGCCAGUACCUUUCGGCUCGUAUUGCUCUAGUCACUGGAAGAGAUCUGUCCCAGAUUUGCAGUGAAGAGUAUGACAAGGCUACAUGCAUCUCCUUGGGAGUUCUAACUGAGAUUUCAAUGAUUGCUUUGGACCUUUCUAUGGUUCUUGGUACUGCACAUGGCCUCAAUCUACUUUUUGCUGUGGACCUAUUAUCUGGUGUCUUUCUAGCUGCUGUUGGUGCAAUUCUGUAUCCAUUUUUUGCCACCCUUCUCGAUAAUGGCAAGGCAAAAUUUGUGUGCAUAUUGACAACGAGUUUUAUAUUGCUGUUUUAUGUCCUGGGGGUGCUCUUUAGUCAGCCAGAAAUUUCAUUCACCACAAGUGGGACUCUAGCAAAGUUAAGUGGGGAAAGUGCAUUUGCAUUGAUGAGCCUUCUUGGAGCAAAUAUUAUGCCUCACAACUUUUAUCUCCAUUCUUCCAUUGUACAGAAAGAACAUGGAUCCCAUAAUGUUUCCAAGGGACUCUUGUGCCAUGACCACUUUUUUGCCAUCCUUUGCAUUUUCAGCGGUAUUUUCCUGGUGAAUUACGUGCUGAUGAAUGCUGCAGCAGAUGUGUUUUAUAGUAGAGGCCUUGUUUUGCUUACUUUUCAGGAUGCAUUGUCUCUAAUGGAUCAGGUAUUUAGGAGUUCGAUAGUGCCUUUUGCUUUUCUGCUGGUUCUGUUCAUUUCCAAUCAAAUCACCGCCUUAACUUGGAAUCUUGGUAGACAAGCAGUCCUGCAUGAUUUCUUUGGCUUAGAAAUUCCUGGUUGGCUUCGUCAUGUAACAAUCAGAAUUAUUGCCAUUAUCCCGGCCCUCUACUGUGUUUGGAAUUCAGGAGCUGAAGGUAUAUAUCAGCUGCUAAUAUUUAUGCAGGUAGUGGUUGCACUUAUGCUGCCUUCUUCUGUGAUUCCCCUCUUCCGGAUUGCCUCUUCAAGAUCGGUGAUGGGCACCUACAAGAUUUCUCAGUUUGUGGAGUUCUUAGCCUUGAUCGUAUUUUUCGGAAUGUUGGGCUUAAAGAUUAUAUUCCUGGUGGAGAUGGUAUUUGGGAACAGCGAGUGGGUGGGAAAUAUGAAGUGGACCUUGGGAAGUAGCAUGUCUUUGUCUUAUGUUGUUCUUCUCGUCGCUGGUUCUGCUUCACUUUGUUUGAUGCUUUGGCUUGCAGCCACACCAUUGAAAUCUGCUAGUUCGGGAUUAGAUGAUCAGGUAUGGUAUUGCGAUGUGAAUGAUGCUAACCCAGAGUUAGCUGAAGAGAAAGAUGAAAGUGAUACUGGUGAAACAUAUGCAAGGGAGGAAUCCCUACAAAAAGAAGAUGCCCUAGGAGAGCCCAUUGAGAGUCAUUCUAAUAUGUCAGUUAAAGGUACUGAUCUAAAUUUGCCCGAAACACUUCUGGACUCUGAUGCCAUGCCUCAUUUGAAAACUAUAGAGGACAGCAUUCCUGAAAUUGCAUAUGUUAGUCCCUCUAAGUUCCACCCAGAGGAAUCAACUACCACAGUUGAACCAGAUUUGGUCACAACUGUUUACAGUGAAGUCCCUGUGAGUGAGUCAGUGGACAGCAUGACCUUGAAGAAAGAAUCAUCUGACAUGGUAGAAAAAGCUGAGAGAACGGAGGGGGAUUUACAGACUGGGAAGGAUGAUGAGGGAGAUACUUGGGAGCCCGAAGAAUCAUUUAAUGGGGCACCUGCAAUUAGCCCGUCUUUAACAUCUGAUGGCCCUGGAUCAUAUAAGAGCCUCAGUGGGAGAAGUGAGGAAGGUGGCAGUGGUACAGGAAGUCUCUCGAGAUUAUCUGGAUUGGGCCGUGGUGCAAGACGUCAAUUAACUACCAUUCUGGAUGAAUUCUGGGUGCAGUUGUUUGAUUUCCAUGGGAACCCAGUACAGGAAGCGAAAGCUAAAAAACUGGAUGUGCUGCUGGGUCUAGAUUCAAAAGUUGAUUCAAAGCCUACCACUCGUCUGAAAAUGGAGGUAAAUGCAAAGGAACUCACUGGAUAUUUUCCAUCUGUGGGCGGAAGAUCUGAUUCACUAAUGAAGCCAAGUGUUUACGACUCUCAUAGUCUGCUGGGUAUGCAAGGCAACAUAGAGGCAUCUUCCCGCCUCCCAAGGGGGCCAUCUUCAUCAUGGUCCAGCCAAUCACAGUUGCUGGAUGCAUAUGCAUCAAAUUCUAGUUACAGUGCUCUUGACUCUUUUGGUAGGCGUUAUUCUAGUGUGCGAUAUCCACCAGCUUCUGAAGGCAAUGACUAUCAGCCAGCCACUAUUCAUGGCUAUCAGAUGGCAUCAUAUCUCAGUCGGAUUGCUAAAGAAAAGAAUUCUGAAUACUUGAAUGGACAAAUGGAGGCACUAACUCCAAAAUCCCCAUCUUUGGGUGCGUCAAACUACAGAAAUCCACCCGCUUUUACUUCAGUUCGGAAACCACAGAAUGGGUUAAGCACGCCCCCCCCUGGUUUCUCGAAACCUGUUAUAUCUAGAAAUAUUUCAUUGCAAUCUGAAAGAUCACUUGACAAUGAUCUUUGCACUCCUGGUCCUGGACCUGCUGAGAACGUCAAUAGUUCAGUCCAUGCUAAGAAAUUCCAUAGUUCACCUGACAUAUCAAGUCUCUCUCUUCCUUAUCGGAACUUAUAUCUCUCUGACAGAAGUGCUCAAUUGGACGGUUCCAUUGGAUAUGGAUCAUCCUUGCAUGCAACUGGUUCACUGAAGGCAGGAGUGCCUUAUCCAUUUGAUCAUCUCUCGCCUUCAAAACCAUACAGAGACCUGUAUGCCUCACGGUUCAGCUUGGGCUUAGACACUGGAUCUCUGUGGUCUACACAGCCUUUUGAACAGUUUGGCGUAGCCAAUAAUACAAAUACCGCUGGGAGUGAGGAAGUUCAGAGUAAGCAAAGUUCAAUUACGCCAGAAACUGAACCUUUUAUGGAUGUGGAAGCGAAACUACUUCAGUCUUUCAGACUUGCCAUUGUGAAGCUUUUGAAACUGGAAGGAUCUGAUUGGUUAUUUAGACAGAAUGAUGGUGCUGAUGAGGAUCUGAUAGGUCGUGUUGCUGCAAGGGAGAGAUACGUUUAUGAACCUGAAACCAGGGAGAUGAAUCGGGUAGCUCAAAUUGGUGAACCUCUGUAUUCAUUUGACAGGAAACAAGGUUCUGCACUGAAAAAUGAUGAAAUAGAUCAUGCCAAGUUUUUAGUUUCCUCAUUUCCUAAUUGUGGAGAGGGCUGUGUUUGGAGACUCAAAUUGAUAAUAAGCUUUGGGGUAUGGUGCAUUCACCGGAUUCUAGAGCUCUCACUUAUGGAGAGUAGGCCGGAGUUGUGGGGGAAAUACACAUAUGUGCUCAAUCGCCUUCAGGGAAUCAUCAAUCCGGGUCUUGUGAAGCCCCGCACGCCAAUGACCCCCUGCUUGUGCCUGCACAUCCCCGCGACACAGCUGAAGUCAAGCCCGCCACCUAUUCCAGAAGGAGGAUUGCCGCCACCAGCAAAGCAGGGCAGGGGAAAAUGCACGACCGCAGCCAUGCUCUUCGAGAAAGUCAAGGAUGUGGAGACCGCAAUAUCUUGUCGAAAGGGUAGGUCAGGCACGACAGCAGGAGACGUGGCAUUCCCGAAAGGGAAAGAGAAUCUGGCGUCUGUUCUCAAGCGCUACAAGCGCCGCCUGUCCGGCAAGCCGGUUGGCGCCCAUGAAGGUGGACCAGCCGGAUCGCGAAAGGCUCCUUCCUCGGCGCCCUAUGGCUCGUAGGGCUGCCCCAUGUGGACGACUUCGUGAGUUGCUUGGUUUUGGGAAGCAGCAGCUCAUUGUCCAUGCUUGCAGUACAUCUGGAAGAAGAAGAAAUCUCCCUCUCCCUCUCUCUCUCUCUGUAUGAAAUCUUUUCUGCAUAGGAUGAUAAAGUAUAUGAACUUGCAGUAGGUUGCGAUGCAUAAUAGGAUAAACAACAUGAACUUGCAGUAGAUUUGCAAGGAAAUGCUAGGAAAAAAAUUGGCAAGAAAUUAUCAUAA
Messenger RNA from Diospyros lotus (date-plum), 5198 nucleotides. RefSeq names its product ethylene-insensitive protein 2-like. Gene Ontology annotation, biological process: ethylene-activated signaling pathway; metal ion transport. NCBI's taxonomy places the organism in Eukaryota, Viridiplantae, Streptophyta, Magnoliopsida, Ericales, Ebenaceae. Bases 1024 to 4941 code for a protein of 1305 amino acids. The record is from RefSeq and is a predicted model, not a curated record. The transcript is spliced from 9 exons. Gene Ontology annotation, molecular function: manganese ion transmembrane transporter activity; cadmium ion transmembrane transporter activity. Gene Ontology annotation, cellular component: membrane.